CCCCUCGAAAGCCGAAAGAAUUCCCCUCGCUUGAGGGGUGGAAAAGAAGCGGAAGCGGAGAGGAAACCCUCGCCUCCGGCGCACGCCAUGGUGGAGACUCGCCGGAGCUCCGCCGCCGCGGCCGCCGGGAAGCGCCCGUCCCCGUCGCCGUCCUCCUCGUCCGUGCCUGCCCCGAAGCGGCCCAAGGCGGAGGCCCCUGCGUCGCCGACGGCGUCCGCGCCCGGGAGGGCCGAGGAGGAUUCCGCCCCCGCGGACCCCGUGAGGAGCGCCGGCUCAGCGGAGGACGCGGCGGCGGCAGCGCAGAAAGAUCAAGGAGCGGAUAAGCCAACUGCCACGGCAGCCGAGAGUUCGAAGAGGAGGAAGGAGCCGGAGCAACAGCAGCCUGUGGCGCCAUGGGCGAAGCUGCUAUCGCAGUGCUCACAGACUCCUCACCAACCCAUCAGUGCCCCUCAAUUUUCUGUUGGCCAAAGCAAAAGCUGUAAUUUAUGGCUGAAAGACCAACCUGUUAGCAAAAUACUUUGCAAGCUGCGGCGCCUUGAGCAAGGAGGCCAAUGUGAGUUAGAAGUUGUAGGCAAGAAGGGUAUGGUCUACUUAAAUGGAAGAUCCAUAAGUGCAGGCACAAAAGUUCCCCUUACAGGAGGUGAUGAAGUCAUAUUCAGUUCAUGCCGCCAGGCUUAUAUUUUUCAGCAUCCUUUGAACGACAAAGUUCACAAGGUGGUGCCAUCAUCUGCUGUUAGCCUGUUAGAAUCUCCUGUUGCUAGUGCCAAGCGCAUCCAUACAGAUAAAAGAACACCAGACACUUCAUCUGUUGCUGGUGAAGAAAUGUUGGCAUUUAUUUCUGAUCAGCCGAAGGAUGUAUCAGCAGUACCUCCUGCUGAGAAUAGCCAUAGAGUAGUGCGGCCAAUGGCAUUGUCUGCUUCGGAUAAAUCAAAGGGGCGUGCCGUUAGCCCUGAUAAGGAAUGUGAGAAUGGGGAAAAUGCUAAUGAGGUUAAUUCUAACAUUGAAGACUCUUCAAUGGAUGUGGCUGCUUCUCCCGUGUCUCCUGAUGAUGCUGCAAACGAUACCUGCCAACAAAAUGGCUUUGGGCCUGAUGCUCAUCUUGGUGCGGAAAUCGGUAAGAUUGCAACCUAUAAGAUAAGGCCAGUUGUGAGGAUGUUUACAGGAUCAACUGUACCUGAGUUCGAUUUGACUGGUGAUCUUUUUAAAGCUCUUGAAGAUCAGAGGGAUAUCAUCAGGGAUCUUACAACCAGUGUGCCUCCAAGUAGAUGUCAAGCCUUUAAGGAUGGGUUGAAACAAGGGAUUAUUAGUCCAAGUGAUAUUGAUGUUACCUUUGAGAAUUUUCCUUACUAUCUCAGUGAGAAUACAAAGAGUGUGCUCUUAUCAUGUGCAUUCAUACACUUGGAAAAGAAGGAGCUCAUCAAGCAAUUUGCUGAGAUUUCAUCAAUAAACCAGCGAAUUUUGUUAUCUGGUCCAGCAGGUUCUGAGAUUUAUCAGGAAACAUUGGUAAAGGCACUGGCCAAACAUUUUGGUGCUAGACUCCUUGUUGUGGAUUCACUUUUGCUGCCUGGGGCACCUUCAAAGGAUCCAGAAUCCCAGAAAGAUGUUGGGAAGUCUGAUAAAUCAGGGGAUAAGGCAGCUGGUGAGAAGUUUGCAAUAUUUCAGAAGCAUCGUUCUUCAUUGGCAGACGCUGUUCACUUCAGGAGGCCUGCCGCACCAACUUCAAGUGUGAAUGCUGAUAUUGUGGGAACAUCCAAUCUGCAUGCUGCAUCGCUACCCAAACAAGAAUCGUCAACAGCUACAUCCAAGAGCUAUACUUUCAGAGAAGGUGAUAGGGUACGGUAUGUUGGUCCAGCUUUGCCAGCCUCAUUAUCACAAAGGGGACCAAAUUACGGUUAUCGAGGUAGAGUGAUGCUCGCUUUUGAAGAUAAUGGAUCCUCAAAAAUCGGUGUCCGAUUUGACAAACAGAUCCCUGAUGGUAAUGAUCUUGGCGGGUUGUGUGAGGAAGAUCACGGUUUCUUCUGUUCUGCUGAAUUACUUCGCCCAGAUUUUUCCGCUGGUGAAGAAGUUGAGAGGCUAGCUAUGACCGAGUUAAUUGAGGUAAUUUCAGAAGAAAACAAAUCUGGACCUCUUAUAGUGUUACUUAAGGAUGUAGAGAAAUCAUUCACUGGAAUUACUGAGUCACUUUCAUCUUUGAGAAGCAAACUCGAAUCGCUUCCAUCUGGUGUCCUUAUUAUAGGAUCCCACACCCAGAUGGACAGCCGCAAAGAGAAGGCACAUCCUGGAGGUUUUCUUUUUACGAAGUUUGCUAGUAGCAGUCAGACACUUUUUGACCUUUUCCCGGAUAGCUUUGGUAACAGAUUGCAUGAAAGGAACAAAGAAAGUCCAAAGGCAAUGAAACAUCUAAAUAAACUUUUCCCCAACAAAAUAUCUAUCCAGCUUCCACAGGAUGAAGUUCUACUUACAGAUUGGAAGCAGCAGUUGGAUCGCGAUGUUGAAACCCUUAAAGCCAAAUCAAAUGUUGGUAACAUUCGUGCGUUUCUUAACCGCAAUGGAAUCGAAUGCAAUGACCUUGAAGAAUUAUUCAUCAAGGACCAAUCACUGAGUAAUGAAAACGUGGACAAGAUCGUUGGGUAUGCAGUGAGUUAUCACCUUAAGCACAAUAAAGUUGAAACCUCCAACUCCAAGGAUGCUAAACUUGUACUCACAAGUGAAAGCCUCAAGCAUGGGCUCAGCAUGCUACAGAGCAUGCAAAGUGAUAACAAGAGCUCCAAAAAAUCACUGAAGGUGGUACACUCUUUCCCCAUAUUCAUAAGCUUUCUUGUUACUCAAGUUACUGAGCGCUCUACUUCUGAAUUUUUCUCUAUUUCUCAGGAUAUUGUCACAGAGAACGAAUUUGAGAAAAGGCUUCUGGCGGAUGUUAUACCACCUAAUGACAUUGGAGUUACCUUUGAUGAUAUUGGAGCCCUGGAGAAUGUAAAGGACACAUUAAAGGAGCUGGUGAUGCUCCCUUUACAAAGGCCUGAAUUGUUUUGCAAAGGGCAGUUAACAAAGCCUUGCAAGGGAAUACUGCUUUUUGGACCUCCUGGCACUGGGAAAACUAUGCUUGCAAAAGCAGUGGCAACUGAAGCGGGUGCUAAUUUCAUCAAUAUAUCAAUGUCGAGCAUUACAUCAAAGUGGUUUGGUGAAGGAGAGAAGUUUGUAAAGGCUGUUUUCUCACUAGCAAGUAAAAUAGCUCCCAGUGUUAUAUUUAUUGAUGAGGUUGAUAGUAUGCUAGGAAGGAGAGAGAAUCCAGGAGAGCAUGAAGCGAUGCGCAAGAUGAAAAAUGAAUUUAUGGUAAACUGGGAUGGUUUACGAACUAAAGAUAAAGAACGUGUACUGGUUCUUGGUGCUACAAAUAGGCCUUUUGACCUAGAUGAGGCUGUGAUUAGGAGGUUCCCUCGCAGGUUAAUGGUAAACUUACCUGAUGCAUCCAAUAGGGAGAAAAUUUUAAAAGUAAUUCUGGCAAAAGAAGAGUUGGGACCAGAUGUUGAUCUGGACUCACUUGCCAAUAUGACUGAUGGAUAUUCAGGAAGCGACCUGAAGAAUCUGUGCGUGACAGCAGCACAUUACCCCAUUCGAGAAAUUCUGGAGAAGGAAAAGAAGGAGAAGAAUUUAGCCAAAACGGAAGGAAAGCAUGAGCCUGCAUUGUAUGGCAGUGAGGACAUUCGUCCUCUUAGCAUAGAUGAUUUCAAAUCUGCCCAUGAGCAGGUUUGUGCGAGUGUUUCAUCUGAUUCAGCAAACAUGAAUGAGCUUCUUCAAUGGAAUGACCUGUACGGUGAAGGCGGGUCAAGGAAGAAGAAAGCACUGAGCUACUUCAUGUGAUGGCAUGAGCAUAAAAUCAGAAGGAUGACAAUCGUGCCAUAUUGUACAGCAACCAUAGUACACCCCCAUGGCAUGUGCGUCGCGACUUGGCCGGCCCUAAACCAAUCGGGUUUUUCCAACUCUCCCCAGUAGCUGUGGCCGGCUGUCGUCCUUCCUCCCGGUGUAAUUAAAAUUGUGUACCGAGUCAUCCGAGUUCGAUUACCAGCUGUUUGAGUUUCCAGAGUUAUUAAGUUAUGCCUCCAUUGCCCCUCUCCAUCUUAUUCCUCUAUUUCUGCCAUUAGUAAAUUAACUUUGUUGCAGCCAUUGUCCUUGGACUUUGGCUAUAGGCCUCUGUGUACCUCUGUACAUGUGAAAUGAAGGGACAUGGGAAAUAAAGACAUCUUCAUCCUGUUGUUGACAGUAUGGUACAGUAACUUUUAGCAUACAGUGACUGGCCAUGGGUUGAAUUGGACUUGUGCCAUCAUAAGAAUUAUGAAAAGGUGCCUGUGCGGUUGUUGAAAUUUAUUUUUAUCUUGAGUUGAUUGUGGGAUGAUUGUGAAAUCAAUGCCAUCAUAUGAAUUAAGAUUCAUUACACUUUCAA
Molecule: messenger RNA, 4441 nt
Organism: Panicum virgatum (switchgrass)
Lineage: Eukaryota; Viridiplantae; Streptophyta; Magnoliopsida; Poales; Poaceae
Exons: 26
Coding region: 88-3861 (1257 amino acids)
Cellular component (GO): mitochondrial outer membrane
Molecular function (GO): ATP hydrolysis activity; protein binding; ATP binding
Source: RefSeq, a predicted model, not a curated record